GAGUAACGGGUCUCUGACAAUACGAAUCUAAAAGUUCAGCUCCGCAUGUUCUCAGCAUUCGUCUUCUCUUAGGAAACAGAAUGGCUCAGGAAUCCGAUUUGACGCUUAUGUUUGCUUCUUUCCAAAAAUAUUUGGAUUCUGAACGGGAAAUUCGAGAGAAAAUCAGAGAAGCUGUGAACGACCUGGAAGACACAGCCAGAGAAGUGCUAACUCUACUACAGUCAAUUCAUCAGGUUGAGAACCAUCAAAGAGUCCCAGAAAUCUGUGAAAAAGCCAAAGGUUAUUUUAGCAAAAUUAAGGAACAAUAUGCAAACAUUGCAAGCAAAGUGCCUGAUAACCAAUUCUACAGAUUCCACGAUCAUUGGAGAUUCGUCACACAAAGGCUUUCAUUCUUGGCUGCGUUUUUAUUCUACCUUCAACACCAUGGUUUAAUAUGUUAUGAAGACACUGCUGAGAUGUUAGGCUUAAAAGUGGAUAGAAAAUGUGGUUUUCACUUGGAUCUUGAAGAUUUCCUUAUGGGCCUUUUACAAAUGGCAACAGAACUUACUCGCUUGGCUGUAAACUCCGUUACUGCUGGCAAUUACCAAGAACCAUUGCUGAUUAAGAAAUCUGUCACACAACUGGAUGCUGGAUUUAGGCUGUUAAAUUUGAAAAAUGAUUCUUUGCGCAAACGGUACGAUGCUUUGAAAUAUGACUUGAAAAAAAUUGAGGAAAUAGUUUAUGAUUUAUCAAUUCGUGGACUCAGUAAUAAAACAGAAGAUCAGUGAAUUUGGACAGGUUAAUGAGAUGCAACUUUUUUCUUUUUGUAGGAUCUGGAUUUAAGAAAACUUUUCAAAUAAUAAAGCAUCAUUUCAUAUUGUUUUUAAAAGUU
Octopus sinensis (East Asian common octopus) is the source of this 871-nucleotide messenger RNA. RefSeq names its product translin. Gene Ontology annotation, cellular component: cytoplasm; nucleus. The transcript has 6 exons. Bases 81 to 767 code for a protein of 228 amino acids. Gene Ontology annotation, molecular function: single-stranded DNA binding; RNA binding; sequence-specific DNA binding. Gene Ontology annotation, biological process: RNA metabolic process. The record is from RefSeq and is a predicted model, not a curated record. NCBI's taxonomy places the organism in Eukaryota, Metazoa, Mollusca, Cephalopoda, Octopoda, Octopodidae.